AUGGGGCCCAAGGCUGCGCGGGGAGGCCGCCUCCGCGCCCCGCUGAUUGGUCGAGCCUCCGGGCUCAUCAUGCUCUUUUGUCUCAAUGGGCAAAGGCUGAAAAAUCGGCGGCUGUUGGGAAGGCCUAGCGGGCCCUCGGAGGUAUGGUGGCAUCCACGGUGGUACAAGCGGGACCAUCCGUUGCCCGCUGGCCGAGUACAGGUACAGAAAGGGGCUGCGACUGCCCAGCGCGGAGAGAGGCCCAGGGCGGGAGACUCACCAGGACUGCAGGACUCCAUGCCUGGUCGACUUACCCUAGAAGCGAGCUUUCACAUAUACCGAGGGCACCUGUUACAGAGGCUGGACACGAAAAAAAAGGUGUACACUUGUUUUGGAGCUCAGUUUCUAUUGAGAUACAAAGAAUGCAGAGACCAGGAACAUUGCUUUAGGAAUUCCUCCCAUAGACUAGGAUUUUCUGAAAAGCCUGAGCAUCUUGUCAUAUAUAGACUAUCAUUAAUCCUCAUUGCAUGCGUGGGUAAUAGCUGGUGGCUGAACACACCCUUGCUGACUUGGGCCCAUUCCAUGUUGAGGUCCUUAGGGAGCAGUCUUGGUCUUCUAAGGGUUAACAUGGCAGAAGGAAAAAAGUUGUUUUCAAGAAGGGAAGAAACCUUUGAAAACUAGCUAAUCCAAGUCAGUGGGGUCCUGCCAGAUUGGAAUAUGUCUGAGGAGGAAAAACUCAAAUGCUUGAUGAAAACACUUAGAAGCCCUGCCCGGGAGGUUAUGCAUUUGCUUCAGGCAGCCAACCCCAGCCUAAGUGUGGCAGAUUUCAUGCAGGCAAUGAAAUUGGUGUCUGGGGAGUCUGAAAGCAGUGUGACUACUGCUCAUGGCAAAUUUUUAAACACCCUACAAGAACAAGGGGAGAAAACCUCCCUUUAUGUGAUCCGUUUAGAGAUGCAGCUCCAGAACACUAUUCAGGCAGGGAUCAUAGCUGAGAAAGAUGCAAACCAGACUAGCUUGCACCAGUUCCUUGUAGGGGCUGAACUGAAUGGGGACCUGCACUACAGGCUGAAGCAUCUCCUUAGGAUGUAUGCAAAUAGUCAGGAGCAUCUUUUCAAUUUCCUGGUAUUAAUCAAGAUAGUAAGAGAGGAGGAUUGGGAUGAUAAUUUUAUGAAGCAAAAAGAGGUCAGGAGAUCUGAGCUAAUCAUGGAGAGUGCAGCAAGUCAUGUGGCAUUUCAGGGCAUGCAACCAAUUGUGAUCAACAGUGCUGACUGGAUAAUGGAGCUAGAUGAUAUCCUCAAUGACUCAGAUGAGGAUGUGAUCCUAGUGGACCCUCCACUUCCAUAAGGUGCCCCUCCCCUCAGAGAUAGGGCCAGACCUCAGGAUCAAACACUGGUCAUUGAUUUCCCCAACAGUUCCCAGGUUCAAUCUCCCAAGUCCAUCAGUGGUGGUUCUGGGUAUAAGAAUGACGAUCCUGGGGAUAUGCAUAGGAGCAGAAAGCAAAGAUACACAAGCUGCUGUUCAUACUAUGGCAUGGACGGUCACUCCAAGGAAACCUGUGACAACUUGUUAGAGAAACAAGCCCAUGUAUUUGAGAACCUGAUUAUCACCCUUCAUGAGCUGACACAUACAGAGGAAGGAUCAAAAGAGGUCCCUGGUGAACACAGUGGCCCCUCUGAGCCACAGUAA
Phyllostomus hastatus (greater spear-nosed bat) is the source of this 1665-nucleotide messenger RNA. It is a transcript of the gene ZCCHC18, whose product is annotated as zinc finger CCHC-type containing 18. Lineage: Eukaryota; Metazoa; Chordata; Mammalia; Chiroptera; Phyllostomidae. The record is from RefSeq and is a predicted model, not a curated record. Gene Ontology annotation, cellular component: nucleus.